AACACGCCUCCCAACUAUCUCGUUCUUACACCUCGCGAUCGCGUUCGAUCUGCUCGCUGUAUCAUCAAAACACAUAUACCUCAACGACCAUGACGGCCCUUUGGCAAUUCUACCCUCUGAAGAUGGCUUACCAAUGGUAUGAUCCAAAUGCCGCAUCGGGCAACCAGAAUUUGGCCGCACCAACCGGUCUUGUGCCUACAUACGUACUCUUGCCAGGCCAACCUUCGCCCGCUCCUCAGCCUGUGUUCCUCCCCCAGGUUUCUGCAGCUCCGAUGGUGGCAGGAUAUAGUCCUGGUCGUGUGGCAGUUCAGCUCCCUUCUCCUAAUCGAGGCCCAGUACAACUUGGCGCGCCAGUAUUGCUAGAUGUCCUCAACGCUGGUAGCGGCACAUCUUGGGGCGGUAGAACCUCUUCCCCUCGCCUAUAUUAUGACGUCCGCGACUAUCCCUCCAGAGCAAGCGUGUUGACUGGCAGUCAAUUGAGCACGUUAAGCUCACAACUUUUGAGGGCCACGGUGACGAAUCCUCCGUUCGCGAGACUCAAGAUCGUUAGCAAGGCCUUCCCUUGGGAGAUUGAUGUAGAGUCCAAUGGACCUGGCGAGCCCAUUACUGUCGAAGAUGUGAUUACUGCCAUUCAUGAGACACUCGAUAAGCAUAUCGCCUCCUCUGAAUGGUGGAUUGUAACGGAGGAAACUCGAAACAGAGUCGCGAGGCAGUAUGAAAAGAAUUGUGACGCAGCCGCCUCAAGUUCCAGCCGCCAUCGAGGCGAACUCGAGAAGCCCCGACAUAGGAGUGAGGGUGUGAGGAGGGUUGACUGGCUCCUCGACCAGUAUAUUGUGAAAGGUCUCGAGAAGGAUGACGUGUUCAUUCAGAAGCGUAUCCCUGACAGGGCUGCCCGCGAGUAUACAUGGUCCUUGGCUCUUGGCUCCAAGUAGAGGAGCCCGGGUGUGAGGGUGCCGUACUGGCAAGUUCAAGCACUCUUUUUGUACUAUGUAUGGGUGUGUGUGUGAUCGAUGCU
Cantharellus anzutake is the source of this 1015-nucleotide messenger RNA. RefSeq lists its product as uncharacterized. NCBI's taxonomy places the organism in Eukaryota, Fungi, Basidiomycota, Agaricomycetes, Cantharellales, Hydnaceae. The transcript has 5 exons. The record is from RefSeq and is a predicted model, not a curated record. The coding region runs from base 90 to 932 and encodes 280 amino acids.